Molecule: messenger RNA, 2179 nt
Organism: Nothobranchius furzeri (turquoise killifish)
Lineage: Eukaryota; Metazoa; Chordata; Actinopteri; Cyprinodontiformes; Nothobranchiidae
Gene: plpp1a
Product: phospholipid phosphatase 1a
Biological process (GO): phospholipid metabolic process; signal transduction; phospholipid dephosphorylation
Cellular component (GO): plasma membrane
Molecular function (GO): phosphatidate phosphatase activity
Source: RefSeq, a predicted model, not a curated record
GUCGUCGGAGUGCCCCGCUCACGCUUUCGGCUCGCGUUUCACCCGGCUGCUGACACCAACAGCGGGGCAGGUGUCUGAUCGAACCACCGCAGUUUUCUGAGAAAUGUUCGUCUGUUUUAUUUAAAAACUUUUAAGCAGCUGUGAGUUUUCACAAUGAAGCUUACGCGGAGCGACAGGCCGGGCUACAACUCACCUCCACUCAACAACAACACUAGCAGCAGCCUGUAACUAUCGGCUUUCCUGCCUCGCUGUGGGGUGGUCUUUCUCGUUUCUUAACGAGCUUGUUGACGUUUAUUGUUCUUUUAAACAUUUGUCACUCGGACUUCUUCUCACAAACGUGACCCAGACUAAUCGACGACAGCCAUAAACGCUGAGCUCAAGGAGGAGCAUCCCCCGUGUGAGGUUUAUUAAAGCGCAGGAGGACGCAGCAGGCAGACAAGGUCUCUUCACCGAGACGGAGAGGAGCCAACAUGUUUGAGGCGAGAGGAAUCCCCUUUGUCCUGCUGGACAUAGUCUGUCUGGUUCUAGUUGGGCUCCCUUUUGGGAUCCUCAAUUUGCUGCACCAGCCUUAUCGCAGAGGCUUUUUCUGUAAUGACGAUUCCAUAAGGUACCCCCUUAAAGAGGACACCAUUUCCUAUCAGUUGUUAGGAGCUGUUAUGAUUCCCAUCACAAUACUGAUUAUGGUCGUUGGCGAGUGCCUUUUAGUUUAUCUGCACCGCCUCAAAUCCAAGUCAUCAUUCGGCAGCUACGUAGCCCGUGUUUACAAAGCCAUCGGUACCUUCCUGUUUGGUGCAGCGAUGAGUCAGUCCCUGACGGACAUCGCAAAGUAUUCAAUUGGCCGCCUCAGACCGCAUUUCCUGAACGUGUGCAAACCUGACUGGAGCCUCAUCAACUGCUCGGCGGGGGCGUAUAUCGAAAGCUUCACCUGCACUGGAGACCCAAAAAUGGCCAAUGAGGGCAGGUUGUCGUUCUACUCCGGCCACUCGUCGUUCUCCAUGUACUGCAUGCUGUUCCUGGCUCUCUACCUGCAGGCUCGGCUUCAGACGCAGUGGGCGCGGCUGCUGAGGCCGACCUUACAGUUCUUCCUGAUCGCGGCCUCGGUGUACACAGGGCUGUCCAGGGUGUCCGAUUACAAACAUCACUGGAGCGACGUGCUGACGGGCCUUCUGCAGGGCGCACUGAUGGCCCUGUUGGUGAUCUUCUUCGUAUCGGAUUUCUUCAAACCCCGAGUGGAUUCCCCUAAACAAAGCGACAUCCCUCACACCAGCCUGCAGGAGACGCCCACAAAUGGACACCACUUGGAGAGUCCCGCCUUUCCUCAGUGAGCAGCAGAAUCUUCUGCUCGUCCCGAACGCACACGACUCCCAGCCUCUAAGCUUCUAUCUGAAAUCCCUGACCAGUUCACUGCAUGGACCAGAGGGGCUCGCUAUACUAAUGUUGCCCAGUUCCUCUACAUGAUUACAGGAAAGCAGAUGCUCCAUUUAAAGAGCUUAGAAACCACUUGGCCUAUUUAGAUGUAACUUGCUGAGAUUAUCUCUUCUGCCCACUGAAGUGACUGAGGAUGAAGGAUGGGGAUUCUGAAGAACAGCUGCCUGCAUGCACACCACUCCUAAAGGGUCAGACCACUGAUGGGACGGGGGUGGAAACCUGUGAAUGUAACCGUUUUUAGUGCUUUUCCUGACCUGGAGUCAGCACGCUCAAGAUUCUGAUUUGGGGUCAGUUUUAUGUCUCCUGCACCCAUUAAAGGGUUUUUAAACUAUGUGGCCUUAGGAUAGGUGCAUCACAGGGUUAAUUAUGAAGAGAACUGAUCCUAGAUCAGAGUGCAGCAGCAUUACUGUGCUGACUCCAGGCUGCUGCUGUCUCACUCUCCAGCUGUCUCACCUGCAUCACGUUUGGUUAGAGAGCUGCAGAGUCCUCGACUAAGCCCGCGUUGCCUUUGCUGGACUGCUGUGUAUUUAAUGUAAACAGACAACAAUGUGCUUUUUGUAUAAUCUGUAUGCCAACAAAUCACCAUACAGACUUUUAUUGAAAAACAACGUUACAGAUAUAUAUACAGAUGUCUAAAACAAGGAGAAAUGAAGCCAUUUUACUCAACGUUAACACAAGUGAAGCAUGUGUUUGAUGUAUGAUGUCACGUACCAAUGUAAGCAAACAGCUAAAUUAAAGUUUUAACUUGUAA